Bursaphelenchus xylophilus (pine wood nematode) is the source of this 2328-nucleotide messenger RNA. The record is from the annotation of a GenBank genome assembly. Lineage: Eukaryota; Metazoa; Nematoda; Chromadorea; Rhabditida; Aphelenchoididae.
AUGGUACAAUUUGGGCUGGAAGUAAUCUUUGCUGAUAGCCCUAAUAAAAAGUCCCUUCAAAUUGAUCUAACGUCCGCUGAAAGUUACGUUCUUGACCAUCGAUAUUUUGGCCAGCUUACUCGGAGAGAACAAGACUUUGAUCCCACGAAAUCUCCGACAUUUACGGAGGUCAACAACAACUUUUCGAAGGCUUAUUUCAGACCUUACGAUAAACAGGAUAUUGCCGUUGGAGGAAUUGUCGGCAAGGACAAGUUCAACUUUAUUUUUGAAGAUAUCGAAGGAGAGUUUGCGGUGAUAAAUAAGACCGACAAUAAUAAGGUUGUGCAAGGACUUGAUGGGCGUUACUAUACAGGUCGAAUUGGAUUUUCAAGAGCCGAAACUAAUGUGGCGGAUCUGAGAAAUGCAAUUUUUGCGUCGCAUGUCAACCAUAGCUUGUGUAUGUACGUGUCGCCGCGGCUAGAGUAAGUUACAUUUGAGUCCGUUUAAAAAAACAUGGUGGAUGCUAAAAAACCACUCAUUCGAACCUUUGGAGUGCGGUUUUGGUGACUUGUGCAACAUGAGAGCAAGUUGACUCGUGGAGGAAGAUGACUUGGCUUGUCUUUCAGUCGAAUAGCCCCUUCUUGAGGUGUAGUUGGGCAUCACAGAGCUCCUUGCUGACCGUGGCGUUUUUUUAAAAAGAAUUUCCCAAUGCACCACGCCGGCGGGCGCACACUUGCGGGCAACCACUUUGCGGGCAAUUAGUUUGCGGGAAAUUUUUUUGCGGGCAGCCACUUUGCGGGCAGCCGACAUUUGCGGCCAGCACCGGCAUUUGCGGGCAGCCUGGGACAUUUGCGGGCAGGGUCGACAGUUGCGGGCAGCCUGGAAGAUUUGCGGGCAGCCGACAUUUGCGGGCAACCGACACCUGAUUGUGAGGUCAACAGGGUGGGCGUGGAAAAAUUACUAUGAUAUUUUGGAAAUUUGCCGACAUUUGCGGGCAGCCGACAUUUGCGGGCAGGCAAUACUUGCGGGAAACCGAAAUUUGCGGGCAACAGUUCCAAAAGUUGCUAUACAGUCUGUGUGAUUGUUUUUUCGUAUUGCCCGCAAAUGUCGGCUGCCCGCAAGUGUCGGCUGCCCGCAAAUGUCGGCAAAUUUCCAAAAUAUCGCAGUAAUAUUUCCACCUCCACCCUGUAACCCUCAGGUGCCGGUUGCCCGCAAAUGUCGGCUGCCCGCAAGUGUCGGUUGCCCGCAAGUGUCCCAGGCUGCCCGCAAGUGUCUCAGCUGCCCGCAAAUGUUUCAGCUGCCCGCAAAUGUGGCCCCCCAAAUUUUGCCCGCAAAGUGUUUGCCCGCAAAAAAUUUGCCCGCAAACUGGUUGCCCGUAAAGUGGUUGCCCGCAAGUGUCGCGACGCCACCACGCCUUCCCAGUCCCCCAAAUGCAGAUCAUGGCCUUUUUGGGUGGUGAUCUUGCUUUACUGUUCCCUGGGGUCACCCACUCCAGGAAAUAGUCGACAUUUUGCUUCAUAUUGGCGUACAGACACCAUUUCUCAUCCCCCAUGAUGACUCGGUACAAAAACCGCUGUUUGUGUCCACUUGUUGCUCGGCGAAAAGAGCAAGUGUCAAAAACGCAAAUUUUUGCCUCCUGGAUGGUUGACUUUUGAGCCCAAAAAAUAAUAAAAAAUUAAAUUUUCAAAAAAGACUAAAAGCAUAGUUUUGUAGAGGGGAAAGAGGUCUUUCGAAUGUAUAUACGCACUUUGCCAAACAAACAACUAUCGUUGUAAAACAAAGCAAUAAAAAACCUACGAAUUCUCGAAUUUAAUAGGGCCGUCAUCAUCGCGUGUUUUCAGUCGCAGAGGAGCUAUCGUCUCCGUGAGUGUGGGUGACGAAAGUUAUGGGAAGGGAAGCGAAUUCAUCACCAAAUUUGACGCCGAAUCCAACGACCAGGGCCAUUGGCAAGUCCCUGUGACCUCCAUCAAAAUCGCACGUUACGUUUAUCAAGCCCACUUUCCCGGAAUUUUGAGUACUACAACUGACAAAAUCGGCGUUCCGGCGCCAGUUUUUAAUGGACUAGUCAGAGCAAUGAAUGCGACAUUCGACCGAGAGGUGAAUUCCUAUGUUCUGCAAUGUAUCGACGAGUUCCCUGACCCGUUGAGAAUCAACGUUAAUUUUAAGGAAUUGGAAAUCCGUUUUGACUCGUACACAAAGAGGGUUGUUGACAAAUGCGUCUUGAAUAUGAUCCCCUUGAAGGAAAGAGUUGUCAUUCUUGGCGCUCCCUUCUUCAACGAGCAUGUAAUUUGUCUGGAUUUUAUUAAUGAGACGGUGACCUUGUUCUACGUCCCUCCAUUCGACUAUUAA